UUACAAUGGGGUGUUAACUAAGUUUAUCAAGAAGCGAAACGGGCUUAACCGUAGCGACCGAAAAUAAGAUUACAAUAGCACCAUUAAGGGUCCCUGCUGGUUCAAGCACAGCCUUUAACACGGCAGACAAUCACCUGAGUAGAAUUUAACUCAAGCUAUCCCGCGAGAAGACAGAUUACCUAGUCGGACCGCAAUAAUCGCUCAUUGCCUUGCGUUACGCUCCUGCCUGAUGUAGCUAUUAUUUACAAGGCAGGGGUUGGGAGGUCAAAUGAGAUACAUAUUUCUUUCUGGGCCAAUAGGAUUAGACCACUAGUUGGCCACGAGCGUAGGGUACUAUAGAGAGACGUGGUGAGGCAGGUACCAUUCAGAAAUAUCAGCGUGCAGGCUUAGCGUGUUCGGAUACAUAAACGUGUUGGGAAUAUCAACAUAGCGUAUAUAUACACACAAGCUAUGCCUACCACUGAAAUGUACAUUCGUGUCAUUCGCGAGGGUUGUCAGUUUCAACGACGGGCUCAUGAAAAACAUGUUGAUUUCAACUGAACGUGCGUUUACUGAGGAAGGAAUUCAUGCAUCACCUUUAGGAAAAACGAGGAUUGUAGUAACGUGGGUUUUAAUGCCUGGACUCCAUUGUCACGAGUGACAGUGAUAUGUGUUUAUUUUAGCUCUACGAGUUGGAUGAAAAGGUGUGUUUUGGGCCGUAUACAUGACUGUAUAGAUGAAUGUGGAUAGUGAACAUGGACCUGGUUUCAAUACGAUCGUGAGGUGAAUACGCUGAAGUGUUUGUGAACAUCGAUAUAAACUCUCAUGCUUAAAUGUGACUGAUGACAAAAAAUGGAUACAUCGCUGAGAUGUAUACAUUAUUGUAAGUGUAUACAUUGACGUAAACUGUAUACAUGACUGAGCUGUAUUGACUGAUACAUAGUAGGGAUAAAAUGGAACUUCGAGGACUACGGGCGUCGUCUAGAUGUGAAGGGCAACACAGAACACAAAAAUGCAUUUUGAACAUUGAAGCCCCGCGUCACAGAUGUGAUAAAUUCAAGAAAAUUCUGCAACCAAUUCUACGGAGGUUCGAUCCGUCCAACGUCUGUGUUCACAUCAAUGAAGAUCAAACACUCAGUAAACUACCUCCUGGAAUGCAAUUCCAACAUGGCGGCAAUAUUCCUCGUUACCAAGACAACAAAGCUUUACUCUCCACCCCAGCGCUUGCUGUGAUGCUGUUUCUUCAAGAACGUGGUACAACGCCCGUUCAGGACGUACAGAAGUGCUUCAAAAAGCCCCCGUGGAGAGUACAUCAUAAAAUUGAACUUCAGAGUAAACGAACUCCGUCGGUCAAGGUCGCCCAACAGGAGUUUUACUCGCUGUCUCGAGAGUAUCCUCUCUGGUCAGUGUGUCCGGUUUAUUCCGGUUUUGAACAUCUCCGUUUAAACUUAUUCGUGAACAAUUUUUCGGAUAUGGUGGAGUUUUACCGCCUUGUUACAGACUCCGAGAUGGAGAGCACUAAACCUGACUUCUGUUUGUUCCCGGUGUCAAGUGAUGGCGAUUUUCAAGUGAUGUUGUGUCUCAAACGGUGCAGGCACCUCAAACCGUUUCCGCUUUCCCGUGCUAACAUCAGCUUCAAGAUUCGGAAUAUUGCGGACUUACAGAGUGUACUCCGGACGGAUUUGCGUGAGAUUGGUAAAAAUACGUACAUUACCACAGAUCCUGACGGAAAUCGUUUGAUUUUAGAAGAUGUCAAUCAUAUUUCCUCCAGCUCGGGAUAUCACAAAGAUAAAACGUCACAUGUUGCUGACGUCAUUUGUGACGUCACAAGUCUAAAGAGUGUGUGUGGGAGCCAUGACUCGGGCAGGUAUUCUGACAGCGACCAAUGUUCAUGUGAACUGGAAGUUAAGGAAUCGAAAAAGGUUCACUUCAGUGAAAAUACAAAUGAAAGAACUUUUGUAUAUAACACAGACCCUAUUGUGGACCGAAAGGAAAAAGCUGUGAAAUAUAUGAGCACUGCCAGAGAUAUGGAUUUAAGUUUUGAGGAUUAUUAUGACGAAACAUCUCCCAAAUGCUACCCCGGAAUGGUCAUUGCGCAUGCGCGGAUGAUUGUAAACCGAAACGAAAUUCAACAUGGCGUCAAAGAAAAAUCUAGAAAUAAGACCGAUGAUCAUGUUUGGCCAUCGUGUAAUGGCCAAGGCAGAUAUUCUGGCCACGGCAAAUACAGUGGUCAGAGUGUUCAGUCGUCCGCAAGGGUUCCCAUUGUGACUGUUACAGAUUGUUCAGGGAAUGUUCAUAACUGUAUCGAGAGAGUAAUUCACCCAAACACAACCCACGCCGAAUCAAACAGUCACGUAGAACCCAUAUAUGAGAACAUCCCUUUCGGAUUUUCAGACUCAAAAGACCAAAGUUGUGACGUCGUUAUGUGUAUUCCUAAGGAUUCUGUGUCGGAAAGAGAUUCAUUCGUUAUAAGUGAUUCAGAGAACUACCCAAGUGACGUUCAGACGCAAAACCUCCCCAUCGUGUCGGGAGGGAAGGAUGAAGGCAGGGAGGGCACCCUCGAUCGUGAGGGUGGGGCUUUAACAAGCGUUUCCAGUGGGUUGGAAAACGUGAAGGAUGAGGCGCGUUUUGUGAAGAAUCUCAGAGAGGACGUGAUAAAGAAACGACAUGUUGAGCCGGUGUAUAUUUGACAAUAACGCCAUUGUUGACGAAAUCGCUGCAUUCACUCGCGGUGGUAGAACUUCGCCUCGCUAUGAAUGGGUCUGGGAACUCGAUCCCAAGAGAAGGAUUAAGCUGGGAAAAUUGUUACUUGUGUUGAGGGUAAUGUACUCCCUUAGCCUUAAUACAUUUCAAAUCUCG
Molecule: messenger RNA, 2838 nt
Organism: Haliotis rufescens (red abalone)
Lineage: Eukaryota; Metazoa; Mollusca; Gastropoda; Lepetellida; Haliotidae
Exons: 2
Coding region: 933-2669 (578 amino acids)
Source: RefSeq, a predicted model, not a curated record